GGGAGACGACAUCCGCCAGCAGGUUCGGCUGAGAGGCGAGUGGAUGGCCGUCUGAGAGAAGCAUCAGCCGUUGCAGCUUAAUGUCUGAGCAUGAGGAUCUUUUACAUCAAACACCAUGGAUAAAUACGUUAAGGUGAACAAAAUUGGAGAAGGAUCAUUUGGAAAAGCUAUUCUCGUGAACUCAAAAGAAGAUGGCAGACAGUAUGUCAUCAAAGAAAUCAACAUCUCCAGGAUGCCAAAUAAGGAGAGGGAAGAGUCAAGGAGAGAAGUUGCUGUGUUGGCAAAUAUGAAACAUCCAAACAUUGUACAGUACAAGGAAUCAUUUGAAGAAAGUGGCUGCCUUUACAUAGUCAUGGAUUACUGUGAAGGUGGCGAUCUUUUCAAACGGAUUAAUGCACAGAAAGGAAUUUUAUUUCCCGAGGAUCAGAUCCUGGAUUGGUUUGUGCAAAUCUGCUUAGCCCUGAAACAUGUCCAUGAUAGAAAGAUUCUCCACAGGGAUAUAAAGUCACAGAAUAUCUUUCUAACCAAAGAUGGAACAGUUCAACUGGGAGAUUUUGGAAUAGCUAGAGUACUAAACAGUACUGUAGAGCUGGCACGGACCUGCAUAGGUACACCAUACUACCUGUCUCCAGAAAUAUGUGAAAAUAAGCCAUACAACAACAAAAGUGAUAUUUGGGCUUUGGGCUGUGUCCUGUAUGAGAUGUGCACCCUCAAACAUGCAGGUGCUCUGCAGCUGCCCAGUGACAUUCUUGACCCUCGUACCAGGGAGGCAACACACCAUUUUGGAUUCACGUUUGCCACUGCAGAAAUGCCUUUUGAAGCUGGCAACAUGAAAAAUUUAGUGCUAAAGAUCAUCCGUGGAUCUUACCCACCUGUAUCUGUUCAUUAUACUUACGAUCUACGCAACUUAAUGUCGCAGUUGUUUAAAAGAAAUCCGAGGGAUAGACCUUCAGUCAGCUCUCUACUGCAGAAGCCAUUUCUAGCCAGAAGAAUUGAAAAGUUGCUUUCAGCUGAACUCAUUAUUGAAGAAUUUGGUCAUACAGUUCUACAUCCUGCUUCAAAGCCAGUUAUUACCAGUGCAGCAGUAAAAAGACCAGGCCCAGUCUCAGGAUCCGCAGGACCUGCGCAGAAAAUUACCAAACCAGCAGCCAAGUACAGAGUGCCAUUGACUGUAAAAUCUGCAGAGGCUGCUAAAAAGAUUUCUGAUAAGAAACCACUGAAGUACAAACAGGCUCAACCUACUCCAGUGAAGAGAAUGAAUCCAGUGGAAGAAAGGAGGAAAAUGUUUGAGGAAGCAUCCAAGAAGAAAAAGCAGGAACUGAUUGAACGAGAAAGAAAGCAAAGGGAACAGGUAGAAAGAAUCAACCGAGCCAGAGAACAAGGAUGGAGACAUGUGCUGGGUGUAGGUGGUUCUUGGGGAAGUGGAGAACAUAAGGUUCCGUUCUUUGGUGGAGGAGGUGGAGGUGCUGGAGGCAUUUUGCCUGCUCCAGCAGCUAACAGUGCACAACGCUACGAACAUUACCAUGCUAUUCUUGACCAAAUCCAACAACAGCAGAAAGAAAACAUUAAAGGUUUUGUGGAGAAAGAAAUUCGGUGGAAAAUAGAGAUGCAGCCUAAGGAGCCUGUUUUCAGGGGCUUGCCAGCAGCUGCAGGCCCUGUGUUCAAAAAUGGACCAGGUGGUCUUCACCAGAUGCCUGAUGCUGAAGCAGUCAGAAGAGAAGUGAAGAGACUUGAAAAUGUGGCCAAGCAAGCAAAUUCCUACAGACAGCGAGGAUAUGCAGCUGCAGAAAGGGCAAAGCAAGUAGAAGAAUUUUGGCAGCGAAAGCGGGAAGCAUUACAGAAUAAAGCACGUGGUGAAGGACACUUGGGGAUCCUGCAAAACCUGGCAGCUAUCUAUGGAGGCAGGCCCAUUUCAACAGGAAGAGGAAAAUCCAGAAGCAAGGAGGAAGAGGAGUACUUGGCAAGACUCCGACAAAUACGGCUUCAGAAUUUUAAUGAAAGACAAGAAAUUAAAGCGAAACUUAGAGGAGAAAAGUGUGACAGCGAUGGUUCAGAUGGGCAGGAAUCUAGUGAUGAGACUGAACUAAAGCGCAAGAAAAUUGAGGCACUUAAGGCUCAAGCAAAUACACGAGCUGCAGUGCUUAAGGAACAACUUGAGAAAAAGAGAAGAGAGGCUUACGAAAGAGAAAGGAAGGCUUGGGAAGAGCAUCUUGCAACAAAAGGUUUUAAGCAGCUAUUUGCAGCUACUCCUGUGGCAUCAGCUGCAUCUUCAUCCUCUUUCCCUGGACGACAAGCAUCAGCCAUAUCUUCCAAACCCCAGUCACCAGCCAAGUCCAGCACGCCUGUUAUUUCGAUGACCGCUGCACUGAAAGACGUGGGCAUUGAAGGAGAGAACCAAACAGUCAAGGAAAUGCCUGAGGAAAUGAGAAAACCUGGUGCUUCCAUUAUUCAGAAGGAGAAACAAGAAAUUCUGCGCAGGUUAAAUCAACAUUUUAAAUCUCAGGAAAACCACGAUUCAGAUACAGUGUCACACCAGGGAAGUGCUGAAAUGUCUAAAAAGAAUCACCCACAACCUGAAGAGCAGCUUGAGGGUGGGCCUCACUUUGCAGGAGAAAGAAAAAAGUGGGAAGCAGAGCCUCCACCUGUAAUUCCUCUUGCACAGCUCACGCUUGAAGAAACCUGCUCAGGGAUAAAGGCUCAGACCUCAGGGGAAGUUAUCAAACUGUUCCUUAAAGAUGAACCUCGCAAAGUGUGGGAGAAAGAACCUUCUGAUACCGUUUUAAAAGCUUUAGGGGAAGCAGAUCUACAACUUCAGACAGGAAUGAUGUUGGAUGCAACAUCCAUUAAAAAUAAUCCAGAGGACCCGAUGGCUGAAACUGACCAGACACUCACACUGGUCAGCGAUACUGCCAAUGACACCGUUUGUCAAAGAUCGCUUAAUGAAGCUAUUCAAACUUCUGUAAUUGCUACUGAACAGGCUGUCACAUCAGAAAUUAAGACAGCAGAACACUUGAUGGUGGAAGCUGUUCAGUCAAGUGAAAAAUCUAUUCCUGUGUUAAAACCGGCAGUGUUCGAUGACAAGAUGGAAGAGCUAGAGGACUUGGAAACCGAGGCACUAGAAGAAGGAGAGCCAAUGAGUAGAGAGAAAAUCCCUGUGGCUCCAAUCACUAUUGGUGCCUGGGAAAAAGAGAGCAACGCAGAAAGAUCACUAGAUGGUGCUGUCGCUCAGCCAGAAAAGUCAGAGGAGGAUAGGAUCAAAACAGAAGAGUACACUGAACUGGAAAAAAACAAAGUGGAUGCUGAUGGUUGCACCAGUGAAACCCCACAAAGUGAACCCUUUUUCCAGAAAACACCAUAUUCACAGGACAGAGCAGCAGCUACGUUGUCAAGGGACCCCUCGCAGGAAGAACCACCGGGGUCCAGGCAAUUGUUCUGGUCACUAUCACCAGCAAAUUUCAAAGGCAAACAUUCUCUGUUGAUUGGGCUGUCGACUGGGUUGUUUGAUGCAAACAACCCAAAGAUGCUAAGGACCUGCUCACUCCCUGACCUCAACAAAAUGUUCAAGACGUACGUAGAUGAUCUUCAUGCAUCAGAUGCCCCUGAGGAUAAUCUCGAACUAGAUGAUAUAGAAGAUGAGCCUAACAAGGAUGAGUACCACUCGGAUUCAGACACUAUAUUUGGAGAUGGUGAUGCAGAUGACUUGCAGGAGCUUCAGGCAUCGAUGGAGCGUCUGUUGCAGGAGCAGCCCAGUGAAGAGUUCAGUGAAGAGGAGGAGGAGGCAGCUUCCAAUUCAAGCCCUCCUGAGGAAAGUGUUUAUAAUGCAGAAUCCUCAGUGAAUGGAGCAGAUGGGGAAGAUGAUGAAAAUCCAGCAAGCAGCAGUGACCAAAGUGGAAUUCAUGAAGAGUGGCAUUCAGAUGACAGCGAGGAAGAUGUUGCAGGCGAAAGUGCUGAGUUUGACAGCGUCUUCAGCAGAUUGGAGGAGCUGCGAAUGACACUAGAGCAAGAGAUGGGCUUUGAAAACUUCAUUGAAGCUUACAACAAAAUCAAGCUUUGUUCAAAUGGCUGCCAUGGUGCCUGCCUCCUGCUGAGACAUGAGUCCAAGGGACACCAACUUUGCAGUUCAGAGGCAAUACACGAGGAUGAAGAUGAGAACAUUGACAUAGGGACUACAAUAGUGCAAGUCAUUCUGGGUCCUCAGUUUGAGCACCUAUAUUCCAAAAUUCUCCAUCUAGUCAUGGCAGAUGGAGCAUAUCAAGAAGACAAUGAUGAAUAAAAUCAGUCACUCAGGACAUGUCUGUUACAGAAUUUUUUUAACAUACAAGCGAAUGCCAUCUUUGAACUCUUGGACACUAGUCAUAUGGAUGCAAGGUCGGCCACUCGGAAGUUACAGUACAGCAUAUAUGAGUCUGCAUGGUAUGCGGUACAAGAACGUGGUUUGAUUUUUGUCCUUUCUCCCCCAGGAUUAUAUUCUGUGUUGCCUUUAUUUUUUGGAAAGUUUCUGAAAUGUAUUGCCUUUUGUACUUAUGGGUCUAGCUGCUGAAGAACGGUAUGCAUAUAUAACAGAAUUCUCCAACCAAAGUACUCCCUUGGAAGCCCAGCAGUUAAGAGUUGCAGUGUUGAAAUGGAACGGAUUAUGAAGUCUAUUAUAUUUCUAACUCUGGAUAUUUUCACUUGCACAAGGGCUGACCUGUUGUGCAGGCCUCUUUUCCACUGAUCCCAAAUUUCAUGCUGCAAAAACACUAACCUGCAAGUAGACUUUUAAGUUGUAAUAUAGGUGCAAUUUCUUGUACAGUACUUCAAAGUACAAAGUUCAUACAAAUGUAUUAUAUCUUUGUAAUUACUAGGAAUAAAGAUUCUUUUAUAAAUUAAAAA
Molecule: messenger RNA, 4872 nt
Organism: Carcharodon carcharias (great white shark)
Lineage: Eukaryota; Metazoa; Chordata; Chondrichthyes; Lamniformes; Lamnidae
Gene: nek1
Product: NIMA-related kinase 1
Exons: 36
Coding region: 116-4273 (1385 amino acids)
Biological process (GO): protein phosphorylation
Molecular function (GO): protein kinase activity; ATP binding
Source: RefSeq, a predicted model, not a curated record